GUAUGCAGCAGCAGUUCAUUGCUUGCGAGUGCAAUGUAACGAGCACUACUGACGUCUUUCAAAAGAAAUUAACACACUUGAACGAGUCAUGUCGAAAACAAAGGUUCGAAAGCCUUGGCAGAGUGGAAAAUACACAGUAUAUCUAUGGGAGUUUCUAUACAGUUUACUACAAGAUCAUGAAUGCCAAUCGCUUAUUUCAUGGACAAACCAGGAGAUUAAGGAGUUUCGAAUGAAAAAUGUCAAAGAGAUUGCGAAACUGUGGGGAACUGCGAAAAAUAGGCCAACUAUGGACGAUAAAAAACUUCUACGAGCUUUAAGAUACUAUUACAAGACGAAUAUAUUGAGAAAGAUCAAAGGACAGAAAGGAGUGUACCAAUUUCUUUCACUACCGUAUGAAGUGGAAAAAAAGAGCGACGACCUCAAUGUAGAAAACGAACUUGAAUCCGAAACAUGUGAGCAACCAGUUGAGAGCAACACCUGGGAAAAUAUGGGGAGUGGAGGAACAGACGAUUUAUCAUCAAUUGAAGAAGAUUCUCGUGGAGAAGUUUCAAAGACGGGUGAUCCCUCGAUCGCAUGUCGUGAUAUAAUAGCUGUAAAAGAUGAACAGACCGUUUUCACCAAUGUAUAUGUUGCAGGGGAAAACAGCAGCUCGUCAUCGGAGAGUACAGAAUCAGGAAAUGAAAACAGUGCGAAAUAUAUGGAAGAUAUUAAAGCGGACAUUAUCGAUGUUGACUUUCCGGACUCAGCACAAGAAAACAUGGACUGCGUUUUUGAAAAUGAAAGUUUAAUGCACGGAGACUUUUAAAUAUUAAAUCUCCAGGUUUAAUCGUUGUCAAUCUAAAGAUGCAGAUGAAGUCUACAUGAAUGAUUCAAUGAUCAAGAAAACAAUUAGGAAGCAUUUAGAGAGAGAAAACAAAGAGUCUCUUUAUAAUAUAAAAGGAUUGAUGAAGGGCUCAAGAUUUCACUAUUGGACUUUCGAAGCUAAUAUUGGAUUCAACUGCAAUGGAGAAAUAACAUGCACGAUAACCUUCAAGAAAACUCUCGUGACUUGCAAUAUGGCAGUGAAUUAAUACCUGAUCACAGAUUCAUAGAGGCUCAAAUGUCAAUUCACAUCGGAACUACUUAUUUUUAGUGUAUGAUAGACGUUUGGACAUCUUCAAUUUUAACCAAAUUUAAGGAACGUUUGUUCGAGCAACGUUACAUUUCUAUGACCACAUUGAUUGAGCACGUUUGAAAACACAUAUUCUGGUCAAAACGUCAAUUUAAGUAAAGUUGCAAAACAACGACGUUCUUCACCUGCAACCGAGUCCAGAGAGUUGAUGGGAAAAACCAAAAUUCGUUAAAUAUAAAGCAGCUCGGGUCGUUUCUUCCUAAACGGGAGUCAGCACAGUCACAAUAACAACCGAAAGAGUAUUGCUGCUUUCAAAAACAACGACUAGUCAUUGGACCUACGUGGGCUCAAUGAUUGCAGCUGCAGAAAUCAAAUACAAC
Messenger RNA from Xenia sp. Carnegie-2017, 1491 nucleotides. Its product is annotated as ETS-related transcription factor Elf-2-like. The record is from RefSeq and is a predicted model, not a curated record. NCBI's taxonomy places the organism in Eukaryota, Metazoa, Cnidaria, Anthozoa, Malacalcyonacea, Xeniidae. The transcript has 3 exons. Gene Ontology annotation, cellular component: nucleus. The coding region runs from base 89 to 805 and encodes 238 amino acids. Gene Ontology annotation, molecular function: DNA-binding transcription factor activity, RNA polymerase II-specific; sequence-specific DNA binding. Gene Ontology annotation, biological process: cell differentiation; regulation of transcription by RNA polymerase II.